GUCAUACCGACGAAACGUCAGAAAAUAUUUACGUGAACUGGUUUUAUUUCGUUUUUUUCGCUCUACAAAAGUUAUUCCACCACACAACAGUGCAUCGGAGACGAUAAUUCGCUCAAAAUAACGCAAGUUACAGGCUGUGCAAUUCCGGAAAACGGUGCUGAUAAAGUUAGCUAAAGUUUCGCUGCGAAACAUAAUCACUGAGCUCGAGAUCGAAAUGUCCCGAUGACUCGCUCGCUGCAAGUGGCCACAGUGGGAAGUGUGCAAUAGGGGGUUGAACUCGUUUUCGAGAGUGGUGUUAUCAUCAUCAAACUAUUGUGCGUACUUGGGUUGUGAUAAAGUGUGAUUGAGGGUGCUGAUUUGUGGAAUCCGAUAGCACAGCACAGUCGUCGGUUGUGCAAACAGGCUUCGAAAAGCGAGCGCAAGAAUCCGCUACAACGCAGUGCCCUUCGAUAUCGCAGUGCCCUUUAGCGAGUUUGGCAAGCAAUGACAAUGGGAGAUGAUGCGCCCGUCGUAACAUCCCUGGUACUUCCGAUUCUGAUACGACCAAUACUAUCCCAGCUCGAAAGGCGCGAUGUGGUCGCAUCACAAACGCUACGGGCCGCCCUGACCAAAGCGGAACAGAGCCACCCGGGCCUGACGUACGAUCUGGUGAUGGGCAUCAUCAAGAAGGGCGACAUCAAUGUGAACAUGAACGAAAGCAUCCUCAGACUGCAGGGUGCGGCCACAGAUACGGACCUGAUCGAAUAUCGACUGAACCGCACGGAAGAUGCAUUCCAGGAACUGAACAAAAAGUCGGCCGCACUGAAACGAAUCCUGAGCCGCAUCCCGGACGAGAUAGCUGAUAGGAAAACAUUCCUGGAAACGAUAAAAGAAAUAGCCAGUGCCAUCAAAAAGCUGCUCGAUGCGGUGAACGAAGUGGUCGGCUUCAUACCGGGCUCGUCCGGCAAACAGGCGGUGGAACAGCGGAAGAAGGAGUUUGUAAAGUAUUCCAAAAAGUUCAGUACCACCCUCAAGGAGUACUUCAAGGAGGGAGAAGCAAAUGCCGUAUUCGUAAGUGCCCUGUACCUGAUACACCAAACGAAUCAGAUUAUGAUAACGGUCAAGAACAAGUGCGAAUAGAGUGGGCGGACUGACGUUGGGUGGCCGCGAUCGAAGGUUCGCCUGUCGGAUGAAGCAAAAUCAUGAGUAUUUAAUGAUUAGAUAUGUUUUUGUUACACUGUUUCUUUUUCUUUGUGUUGUUUAAAUCUGUCCCCUUGCCCACACUGCUACUACUCCUGCAUCAUUCCUGUCCCCCCGUUCUCUAUGCAUCUUCCGUUGCAAUAAUUAUUGACUGUACGAAGUGCGCAUCGUCCUGCGCCAUUGUUAUGAGAGAGAUUUAUGUUGGCGGGUCCCAUUUUUUAGGAAAAAUAAAAAGGAAAUCAAACACCCUACUGGCAGCAACGGACAGGGCAGCUGCUCUGGAUUGAUACGAAUAUUUACAUUUUGCCAAUAGUAGGACCGAUGGUUCCCAUCUGUAUUCGCGUGGUAAAGCAAAUAAUUAUGAAUGAGAGACUUUUGGAUUAGGAUUAUUACUAUUACAAUUAUUAAUAUUAUUGCGAGGGAAAGCCAGACACCGCUAGAGAACGUCACACGUAUUAGGAAAAGCGCUAGUGGAAAGGUUUAACAAGAAAGAAAACGUCUAUAUAUACAACACACCCACACAAGAAUAAUUUGAAUGUUGGUCGUGUAGGAAGGAAGCAGAUAGUGAGUAUGAUAACAAAAAACCCCUAUGAUAACGUUAUUAUUUCUUUUUACUAUAGCGGAGAAGAAGAACAAACGAGCGAGAGUGUGAGAGUGGAGGACGUAAAAAGAAGAACAAAAUCUUAAUAAAACCAUACACUAUAGUUUUAAA
Molecule: messenger RNA, 1891 nt
Organism: Anopheles stephensi (Asian malaria mosquito)
Lineage: Eukaryota; Metazoa; Arthropoda; Insecta; Diptera; Culicidae
Gene: Ccm3
Product: programmed cell death protein 10
Exons: 5
Coding region: 484-1119 (211 amino acids)
Biological process (GO): positive regulation of MAP kinase activity; regulation of Golgi organization
Cellular component (GO): FAR/SIP/STRIPAK complex; Golgi apparatus
Molecular function (GO): protein kinase binding
Source: RefSeq, a predicted model, not a curated record